Messenger RNA from Cucurbita maxima (winter squash), 755 nucleotides. RefSeq lists its product as uncharacterized. The record is from RefSeq and is a predicted model, not a curated record. Bases 220 to 435 code for a protein of 71 amino acids. Lineage: Eukaryota; Viridiplantae; Streptophyta; Magnoliopsida; Cucurbitales; Cucurbitaceae. The transcript is spliced from 5 exons.
AUCGAAUUCUGGUUAAGAGAGGCAUCAGGUUCUUCUGCAACCAACGCACACUAUAGAUUGAGGCGAGAAGUCUGGCUCCCGCGUAAAGAGGCUGGGUGGGCUUGCGUUGGAGGGAAAUUAGGGCAUUGAACCAUUGUCAUCGCGACGAUAUUAUUUAGGAAUACGCAUCAAGCAGCCAUCUGAAUCGCUAUUGAUUUAUCUGAAUACUUGGAAACGAGCAUGGCGGGUGGAAAUUUCAUGCACAGAGUAGUUUCUUACCUCGUGAAUGAGGUUCUCGUCAACAGUCUUGCGAAUAGCCGUGCGUUUCAAAGGUUUGCUGUGAGGACAUCAAAGCAGAUCGAGGAUAUAUCCAACAAAGCUGCUCGGAAGAAGCAAGAACUUGCGGAACAAGUGAAAGAUCUCUCCAAAAAUUUUGAUUCUUUCAAGAACCAAUAAUGGCAGAGUGGAACGUUUUAUUGCGACAUUAUGUAAAUCCAAUUCCAACUUUUCAAAUCCGUUUGCUCUUUACUUAUAAUAGUCGCAGAUUCCAUUAAGUAGUAGUAGUACUGUUUACAGCCUUAUCUUGUCUAUGUAAUGAAUAAUUGUGACGGUAAAAUUUUAGAUUUGUUCCUGAAACUUGGGUCAGCUGUGCCUGUGUUUGAAGCCAGCCAGGAUAAACCAAUUUCUGCCUUGCUACCUCUUGACUGUGUAACCUGUUUACAGCCUUAUCUUGUCUAUGUGGGACUUUUAAGGAAUUGCCAAUUUUGGUAUCUCAA